AUGAUAACCCAAUUCGCCUUGGUAGACUUGCGGAUUAAUAAGUUUCUUGGCUCGUUCGGUCGACAGACAGUUAUCUUUAGUCCUGAAUCCACUAUAGGUAAAAUAUCACCUGACGGAACUUACUGCCUUGUCAGACUACCGUGGUCAAGAAAUCGAAGAAUAUAUAUUCUGAAGCUGUACAACUUACGGAAUAGUGAACUGGUUUCUGAACUUCCGUUAUCUAACUCGUCCAAUUGUGAUGAUUCAGCAUCAAAUGGCUCCCGUUUGCCUUUAGCUCCUUAUCAAGAGCAUAAUAGGCAAUCUAAUACUCGAACUCCAUUUGAUAAUACAUUCUCAACAACUGGUUCAGUAAAUGCAAACUUCAGAGGAAAUAUUCAGAACGAGAAUCAACUGCAACUAGGUCCAGCCCGUUCCUCUCAGGUGCUAUUCGCCUUCGACCCAAGAUUUGUGAAUUCACGCAUAGCAAUCACUAACGUAGACUUUCCACACGGCCUCAACUCUCACAAGUCAUCUUCUAACUGGGUCCCAGGAAUACAGGCCACUUUAAGUUUAGUGAAACUUCCAACAUGGGAAUGCUUGGCUUCAACCAACAAACUUUGCUCGUGGUUGCCAUCAAAUCGUCCUGGAUCUCCCUACGUAAACAGUAGUUCUACGUCUAGAGAAACAACAAGACGAAGACGAUCAUCGGAUGCUAAUCAUAUUAGCGUUCUGCCGAAUUCUAACGCUUUCAGUUAUGCCUUCCCACACAUUAUGAGCGUAUUUUAUUCUAGAGAUGGUUAUUUUUUAUUCACGAUCACUACAGAAUCCCGUAAUUGCCGAUGUUCUGUCAUCGAUAACCACAACUAUUCUACUAGUUCGACACCAUCCGAAACACCUAGUUACAUCGAUGAUAUUUCCAAUCCCCUUAGUUCUUGUCGAUCAUCACCGAAUAGUAACACUGAAAGCGGGCGAAAUCAGCAACGGGUGUUAAGUUCAACUCAGUACGUUGAAUCAAGUUCACGUUACAGCUCUAAGGCGAGCUCUACUUCGCCAAUGUUAGCUCCCACACUUCCUGGUUGUACUACAUUAUGGCUCACCAUAUUUAAUUCCGACACUUUAGAAAGAUUAAGAAUUUUGAGAUUUGACCGAGCAGUAUGUCCUAUUCAUACAUGUCCUACCAAUUACUUACCAGUAAUGAGUCGCUGUGGAUCAAGAAUAGCUUUGAUUACACGACAAGCUGUCGGGAUGUAUAGCAGUGGUAUUAAUCAAAAUACCAAUGUCAAUUCACGUGAAUGUUUGCUUGCCAGCUGUAAAACAAUUCCGGCUUCUUUAAGACAUUCUGUUCCAUCUAUAAGUAUCGAGGCCUGUUAUGAUUCACAUUUGGUUAAUUCUAAAAAUAGUGGUCCAGAAACAGGCAAAGAAAAUUCUGGGAAACGUGUUGAACUCAAGAAACAACAAGCGCUCAGUUCACAACACUACUUUGGGAAUCAGUAUAGUUCACCUGGAAAUCUUGGUGUUGUACCCAUUUGUGCUACUAGUAGUAGUGGAGUUGUCAACAUUGGUACUUCAGUUUCAAAUCCAACAGUUCAAAUUGAUGUACUUCUUGUUUAUCAGCUACCUCCACCACCAAAACUACAGGCGUUAGCAAGACAACGGAUUCGUCAACUUUGCAAAGAUGAACACCUUGAACAGUUGGAUCUCCCACGUAGGGUCAUCAACUACUUACGUUUUGAACCAUCAUACAGUUGUGCCGGAUCAUGCAUUUCUCGAUCGAGCAGUUCCACUCGAACUAUACGAAGUGACAGUUUCGAUAUGUGA
Molecule: messenger RNA, 1797 nt
Organism: Heterobilharzia americana
Lineage: Eukaryota; Metazoa; Platyhelminthes; Trematoda; Strigeidida; Schistosomatidae
Source: the annotation of a GenBank genome assembly